GCAAUAGCGUGCACUCACUGUUACUGGAUCACAUGUUUUCUGUCCGAAGAAGAGCAGGGCGGAAGUUGAUUUCAUAUCGGCAUGAGUUAGGUUGCUGGGAGCUAGCAUAACAACCGAUUAAGAGAAAUGGACUUGCCUGAGGACUCAACCGAGAAGCGUGGAAGCAAGACGUUGUUGGUCCGCCAUUUACCAGCCGAGCUCAGUGAAGAUGAGAAGGAGGACCUGCUCAAGUAUUUUGGAGCCCAAUCUGUCAGGGUUUUCUCAAACUUUGGCCGUAUGAAACACACUGCAUUUGCCACUUUUUGCAGUGAAAAAGCAGCACAAAGGGCUCUUACCCGGCUUCAUCAGCUGGAGGUCCUUAAUCGAACACUUAUUGUGGAGUUUGCAAAAGGCCAAGAUAACAUCAUAGAAUUAAAGGAUCCACCAGUGUCAGAUAGCAGUAAAAAGUUGGACAAGGGAGCACAGAACAAACCAGAAACUAAGCAUCCCACUGUCUCCCCCAUCGACACUGGCAUUGCUCCAACUCUUGGGCUGAAAUAUCACCCAAAUCCCACUCUGAAGUAUUUGUACCCACCCCCUUCUAACAGUGUGCUGACAAAUAUAACACAUGCCAUCUUGUGUGUGCCCAAGUUUUAUGUUCAAGUUCUGCAUCUGAUGAACAAGAUGAAUUUACCAUGUCCGUUUGGACCAGUCACUCCCAGACCCCCCGUGUUUGAGCACCUCCCAGCUGCCCCACCCAUCCCCAUGCCUCCCCCCUUGCCUCCUGAUCUCCCCCCGACACCAGCUGAGGAGAUGGAGAUGUCAGCUGAUGAAGAAUCUGAGUAUGAGAGUGGAGAUGACGAAGAAAAGGAGAGGAUUGUUCGUCUGAUGGGACUGGUCAACCAAGCAUGCAAGAGACCCCUGAGACCAAAAACAUGUUCAAAAAGGAAAAAACCCAAGAUCAAGGAUCUCCUCCACGUGCCCAAACUGGACUCCCAGAGCGCUCCGGUGAUGCAGCCAUCAGAUGUGUUUGAGCAGCCCAACCCCGCCGGACCCAAGAAAAUAGAAUUCCACAUUUCAGUGCCAGAGAUGGCAGCCAGGGUGGAAGGAAGUAGGACGGCGUGUGAUAAAGAAAUGGAUCACCGAGAGGUUAACCUCAACAACAAAAUGGAGGCUGCGGAAGGAUUUGGGAAGAUCUACCCCAGCAUCCAGCCGUUCCAGCAAUGUGAGGAGCACAGUGACGAAGAGCAGGAUCUCCCCUCCGAUGUCAUAUCAAGAAAAGAGCUCGAGAAAGGACGUCUCUCAAGAGAUGAGAUUAAAAGGAUGUCCGUAUUUAAGAAUUAUGAGCCAGGUGAGCCGACCUGCAGACUGUAUGUGAAGAAUAUCGCAAAACAAGUGGAAGAGAAAGAUCUAAAGUACAUAUAUGGGAGAUAUAUUGAUCCCUCAUCAGAAACUGAAAGAAACAUGUUUGACGUGGUUUUAAUGAAAGAGGGCCGGAUGAAAGGCCAGGCCUUUGUAGGACUUUCCAGUGAGCAGGCUGCUGAGAAAGCCCUGCGGGAAACUAACGGCUACAUUCUCUUCGACAAACCCCUCGUGGUUCAAUUUGCUCGAUCAGCCAGGCCAAAACAAGACAAUAAUGAGGCCAAGAAGAGAACGAGGAAAUGAUACCAUUUAGAGAUGCCAAGGCUUGAAUUUGUGGGCCAGCAGAACCAUUUGUAUCCUUAUUUGACCAUAUCCUUUGGAGAGAAAUCAAAAGAAAAAGAGGGGAUUUUUAUUUGUGGCACCAACGGAACAUGUAGCAUUGACCUUUUAAGGAAAUUGUUCUCGAUUUACAAGGACGGAGUGCCAUUGUUUUCUGUCUGCAUUCAGUUAUUUUGUCUUGUUGCGUAAAUGUUGUUGAAAUGUUUUGACAAAUUUUUCUACCUCGUCUGGCUGA
Messenger RNA from Syngnathoides biaculeatus (alligator pipefish), 1915 nucleotides. RefSeq names its product RNA-binding region (RNP1, RRM) containing 3 (gene rnpc3). The record is from RefSeq and is a predicted model, not a curated record. Bases 127 to 1644 code for a protein of 505 amino acids. Gene Ontology annotation, biological process: mRNA splicing, via spliceosome. The transcript has 16 exons. NCBI's taxonomy places the organism in Eukaryota, Metazoa, Chordata, Actinopteri, Syngnathiformes, Syngnathidae. Gene Ontology annotation, cellular component: U12-type spliceosomal complex. Gene Ontology annotation, molecular function: protein binding; U12 snRNA binding; pre-mRNA intronic binding.